This is a messenger RNA of Aspergillus bombycis, 1299 nucleotides long. RefSeq names its product aminotransferase class I/II-fold pyridoxal phosphate-dependent enzyme. Lineage: Eukaryota; Fungi; Ascomycota; Eurotiomycetes; Eurotiales; Aspergillaceae. Gene Ontology annotation, biological process: biosynthetic process. The transcript is spliced from 3 exons. Bases 1 to 1299 code for a protein of 432 amino acids. The record is from RefSeq and is a predicted model, not a curated record. Gene Ontology annotation, molecular function: pyridoxal phosphate binding.
AUGGCCCUUCCGUCUGCAUACCGCGAGAACCUUGAAGCGGCCCUCGACCCCAGCCGCCAGAAAGGCCAGAUCUUCAAACUUACAGCUCCAGCUGAUGAGCUUGGCUGCGUUGACUUCGGCUCCAAUAACACCCUUUCCCUUGGUGGGAGUGCAGCCACGCGCGAGGAGUUUCUCCGAGAGCUUGCACGGAAUCCUAACUUUGCUAUCGGAACCGGUGGCAGUCGCCUUCUGGGUGGAACCACUCAGUAUAUCGACGAGCUCGAACGAGAUUUGGCCCAUUUCUAUAAUGCAGACGAGGGCUUGAUCUUACCCUCCGGAUAUGAGGGCAAUGUUGCUAUUCAUGCGACUCUUCCGCAGACGGGAGAUGCCAUUCUUCACGACGCAAAGAUCCAUGCCAGCACGCGGGAUGGCAUGCGUUCCUCAAAAGCACACAUCAUCCGACCAUUUGCACACAACGACCCGCAGUCCUUGUACGACGUUCUCGAGGAAGUCAAGUUACUGGAGCCAGCAAUUGCCGAUGGGCUCAAUACCGUCUUCGUGACGAUUGAAUCUAUCUACAGCAUGGACGGGGACGUGGCGCCCGUGGCUGAGAUCGUAAACGAAGCGAAACGGGCCUUGCCGAAAGGCAAUCUAGUUAUGAUCCUUGACGAGGCUCACUCCCAUGGUAUUGUCGGGCCAAGUGGAGCUGGUCUAGCCUGUCAGCUGGGUCUAGAGCAUGAGUUUGCUGUCCGGUUACACACCUUCGGCAAGGCCAUCGGAGCGGGUGGUGGUAUUAUUCUCUGUGACGGUCUGAUCAAAAGAUAUCUUGUUAGCCAUGCGCGGAACUUCAUGUUCACCACGGCUCCGGCCUUCACUUUCUUUGCCACCAUCAAGGCUGCGGUCACUGUUAUGAUCAGCGAGGAGGGUGACUGGCGCCGAAAGCAACUUCAAGACCGGAUCCACCACUUCUAUGACCUUCUCUUCCACCAUCCCCAAUGGGAACAUGUUCGCAGAUCCGGAAUCCUGAGCAUUCCCACCACUGAACAUUUUGCCAAGGGCUCUUCGUUUCUUGUACCCAUCAUCCCCAUCAUCACACAGCCAGGCUACAGCCACGAACUCGAGAAGUGGCUCCUAGACCGCGGCAUGCACACGCAUGGAGUGCGGUAUCCCGUUGUGCCUAUGGCGAAGGAGCGGGUCCGAGUCAUGAUGCACGUUGAAAAUACAGUAGAUCAGAUUGAAGCGUUGGUCAAAUCGAUCAUCGAAUGGGCGGACCAGUAUGCGCCGUCCCUAUCUCCAACUACAUUCAAGUUACGCCUGUGA